UGCAGAAGGUCAAACACACACACACACACACACACACACACAGUGUGUGUGGUGUGUGUGUGGUGUGUGUGUGUGUGUGUGUGUGUGUGUGUGUGUGGUGUGUGUGUACGCCUGUUGGCAAGAAACAUCAGAUAAGCUGUAGUUGUGGCAACGGCCAAACACACAGCGCAAAACAGCUGGAUCAGAUCUUCAUCACGUGCCAUCCUGCUGCCGUGUGGGCAGCGCAUGCACCCGGGGCCGGGGUUCGAAUCACCAGUGUUUCCCAGUGACUACAGGGAAACCGGACCCACCGCGACCCUGAACAGUGGGACUACCAAACCGUAAACAGGAGUGCUUGUAGAUUUUGUGGAUUUUGCAGUUUUACAUCUGGCAACCUGCAAUCUGCUAGAAAUACGGUGGUGGGUCGUGACCCCGGUGACAUGAGCGCUCUCUAACGACGAGAAAGAGAACGAGGAAGAUGUCCGAACUGGAGGGAGAGGGGUCGGAGCCCGUCAUAUACGGAGAGCUCAUCGUCCUGGGGUGUAACGGCUCGUUCCCCGGUGGCGAUCGUGGCAGAAGAAGAAGCCGAUUCUGUCUGUGCAGACGAUUUACCGCCAACGGGGUCAAACCGGGCGCCGUCCACUUCGCCUGCAGCACCGAGGCAGCCACGGUGAUCAGUAAGAACAGUCAGCACAGUGUGUCGUACACUCUGUCAGGAGCCGAGACGGUGGUGGUGGAGUACACACACGACGACCAGACCGAUAUGUACCAGAUCGGUCGAGCGACGGACAGUCCGAUCGACAUCGUGGUGGCGAAGCCGGUGGGCAGAACCCGCGGCGGUGGCGGUGACGGCGGGAACUCCGGGUCCGGUCAGAGUACGGUGUCACGGUUCGCCUGUCGCAUCGUGUGUGAGCGCGCCCCGCCCCACACUGUUCGCCUGUACGCCGCCGGAUUCGACUGUUCCAGGAACAUUUUUCUCGGGGAACAGGCGGUUAAGUGGCGCUCUAUCGGACAGAUGGACGGUUUGACCACUAAUGGUGUUUUGGUGAUGCGGCCGCCGGGCGGCUUUAGCGUGAGCGGUGAGCACGGCGAGUGGAGAGAGAUCUCCGUCUGUGGUAACGUCUACUGUCUCAGAGAGAGCAGGUCUGAUCACAGGAGGGGUCAGCAGGUGAGGGACGAGUCUCAGGUGCUGGUGGACGGCUCUCUGAUCGACCUGUGCGGCGUGACCCUGCUGUGGCGCUCGGCGGCGGCCCUGUCGCACUCGCCCCGCCCCGGCCACAUGGAGGCGCUGCGGGCGGAGCUGAACGCGGCGCGCCCUCACUGCCCCGUCCUGCUGCACACGCUGGCCUUCCCCAGCCUGAGCGAGGUGGAGCCGGAGCAGCCCCGCCAGCCCUGGGCGUACCUGCGCUGCGGGCACGUGCACGGCUUGCACCCCUGGCGCGGCAGGGCGACGGGCGUCAGGGGGGAGGAGGUGGAGGAGGAGAAGCAGGACGGCGAGGAGCAGGACGCCACCAAGGGCGUGAGGGACGGGGACGAGGACCGGGAGUGCCCGCUGUGCCGGGCGCGAGGCCUGUACGUGGCGCUGACGUUGGGACGGGAAUCCCGCCUCUGCGUGGACGCCGCGCCCCCGACUCACGCCUUCGUGCCGUGCGGACACGUCUGCUCGGAGGCCACCGCCGAGUACUGGAGCAAAACGCCGCUGCCGUCCGGCAGCAAGGCCUUUCACCCGGCGUGCCCGUUCUGCAUGCGGCACCUGGCACGGGACCGGCCGUACGUCAGGCUCAUCUUUACAGGGGCGCCAGAUUGACGCUCCGGCGUAAAUAAACUGAAACGUUCUGUCC
This is a messenger RNA of Trichomycterus rosablanca, 1820 nucleotides long. It is a transcript of the gene peli1a, whose product is annotated as pellino E3 ubiquitin protein ligase 1a. Gene Ontology annotation, molecular function: ubiquitin protein ligase activity; protein binding. The transcript has 7 exons. The record is from RefSeq and is a predicted model, not a curated record. Gene Ontology annotation, biological process: protein K48-linked ubiquitination; regulation of Toll signaling pathway. Bases 458 to 1786 code for a protein of 442 amino acids. NCBI's taxonomy places the organism in Eukaryota, Metazoa, Chordata, Actinopteri, Siluriformes, Trichomycteridae.